GUUGGCUUCCCCGCCUCUUCCCGGGUCCCGCUGCGUCUGCUGCCCUGUCAACCACACCGAGACGAGGCAACAUGGGUCAUACAUCGAAGUUUUAGGCGACGAAAAAGAUAACUACCUCACCAUUUUCAACUAAAUCCAGAAAGAAACUGACCAAACAUUGCCAAAGGUUGCUGAUAGACUGUGAUGAUGUCAUUCUCCAUGGCCCUGCACCUCACCGUUGUUAUCCAACUCCUGGCGCUGGUGGCCAUAUAUGACCAGGUUACAGCUGAUCGCAUCAACUUCUACAACGUCAAACCACCUGUGGAAGCCACUCCAUUCCCUAAGAGCUUCAAGUGCUUCACCUGCGAGCAAGCUGCAGACAACUACAACUGUAACCGCUGGGCUGAGGACAAGUGGUGUCCACAGAAUACACAGUUCUGUAUGACAGUGCACCACUUCACCAGUCAUGGCAAGACCAAGUUUGUGACCAAAAAGUGUGCUGCCAGGGAGGUGUGUCACGCUUCAGGCUGUAGACAUCACAGGGACAUGGGUCACACAGAGUGUGUGUCGUGCUGUGAGGGUAUGAUCUGCAACGUGGAGGUCCCCACCAACCACACCAAUGCUGUGUUUGCCAUGAGGCAGCAGGCUUACAACUCAGCCCCACCCCAGGCCCCUGUGAGGACAGCGUGGGGCUGCUGCUGGAUGACAUUACUCACCACCCUGGGCCUGGGGUUGACCAGACUGGUCCUACUGUGACACUGCUGUCCCUCAGAGCAUGUCCCUAUAGACGGGACCAGACUAUACCAGACCAGCAUGUUCCUCUGAACAUGGAGGAUGUGUGUUGUUACAAGUGUGGUGGUAAUCUGUGUUAAAGAUGUCACAUAGAUCAAUCGAACAAUCACGAAGGACUACAGCAGUGUCCUAAUGAAUGAUGCUUGGUUUGUUAACAUUGGUUGCAUCUACAUAAGCCAAUGGGACUGGAGAAAGCAUCCAUGGAAUCAAUAGAAUUGGACAAAGACCAAUGGUCAGUUAAUCUAUAGAAUUGGAUGUAGCUUGCCAGCUAGUGGAGUUGGCAAGCAGAGGAGUUAGCCGGAAGGGUUCAAGGAGGAUCAUGCCCAUCAUAAGUCUAAUGUCCAUUGCUGAUUCAAAGAUGGAUGCCCAGUGACCGAUCCUUCAAUCAGCCCUGGGCAGAGCCCAAAACUACUAUACGGAGCAUGCCGAAUGAGAGGCUGGAACCUGGAGACUUUAAAUGUUCCACAGAACAUUCCCUAGGAUUAUUCAUGGUCCUGGGAAUGUUAAUCGUGUGUUCUCUGUGGGAUUUUGCAGCACUGCAGUGCACACAUGGCCCAGGAAUGACUGGAUACAUAGGCAUGCCCCAUGCCCAUUGGAUCAGGGAGAACUUUGGGAGAUGAUGAUAGACAUGGAAUCUGGCAUAAAUGUAUUAGUACUUGAUCCAUAGUAUGGCACAAAAUGAAAGCAUUUUGCACUUGAAUGUUUUGUUAAGAAAUAUUGUUACUUGUAUUUUUUUUUGCAUAACUUGUGAAUAUCCUUAAAUAAAAUGGAAAGAACUAUACUUUUGGAAAGAUGUACUUUUCUAUAUAUUUAGCUUUUCUCGACAACAUGCCUUAAUGACAUUACAGUGUUACAUUUACCAGAAUGUAUUAUCUCUUUGCAGAAGUCCCAUGUCUGUGGCCAUAUGACAACAUGGUGCUCAUUAUGACCGUUAUGUAGUUCCUAGCAUGUGAGACUGAUUCACCAAGCUGUGUGCUGGCCCUGUUUCUGCCUCAUGUUGUGAAGAGGUCUUAUCACAUCUGUUCUUCGAUCUGGAAAUCUCAGAAAAAGAUGGAAUAUGAUAUUCAUUUACAUAAAUAGUUGCAAUGUCUGGUGAUGUAAUAUGGCAUAAAACUAUCAUUGCCGUGAAGUUGGGAGAGAUUAACGACAAAGGAUGUUAUGACUUUCCAUGUCAGCAACAUGAAAAAGUUGACCUUUUUAAAGGUUAACCUUCUUAUUGUGUUUUAUUGAUAUUUAAUGAAUAUGUCAAGAAACCAUGGAAUGUUCAGUUAUUUAUGGCAUAUUAUAGGGUGGGUCUAAUCCUGGAUGCUGAUUGGUUAAAACCGAGUUCCAGCCGGUGUCUAAUCCCCAUGUUACCACCCACUAAGGCUACAUUGAAAUGCCUAUUUACUGUUCCACCUCACUGCUCAAUCCACCAUCACAUCAGCCCAGCCAGGCAAUUUAGGAACUUGAUCUCUACUGUAAAAAGCAUCUAGACAUUAUCUCCCAUUUUCUUUUAGACUAGCAUUUCGUUUUCAACAGUGGCGGCUUGUAUAAAACAUGCUGUCUGUCUCUCUGACAUCUGUAACGUUGUUUCAAUAUGGAAGUUCUGAAAAACUGUUUCAUAGUUUGAAAGUGCUGGGACGAGAUGGACAGGCAACUUUUCUCAGCCAGUUGAAAUCAUGAAUCAGCAUAAUGUUUAUGGAUACAUACAAAUACAUUUCAAUAGAAAAAAAGGUCAAACAAAAUGAAACACAGCUAGUUUUCUGUUUUUCCCGAUGCCGUUCCAAGUGAUUGCGUUAGUGUAGUUGUCUAGCUCCUCUGAACUGUGUCCUGGAGUUGUCACUAGUUACCACAGCCACAAAGUAACACUUGGCUAUUUCAUAAAUAAUUAUUGGAACAAAAAGCUUUUUGGUCAUAAUUUAAGGUUAUGGUAAGGCAUAAAGUUAGCAGUGUUGUUAAGGCUAUGACUGAGGUUUGGUUUAAAAUCAGAUUUUAAGAAGAGAAGAACGAGUAGAAAUAGGCAGGGUUUAUGACUUUGUGUUUGUGGUAACUAGUGACAACCGUGUCCUGGCAAGAGAUCAAAUUGUCUAUGCCGGGCAAAAUCGUGUAUCAUUAGCUCAUUGUUAUGGAUGUAUCCAAAUAAAUGUCACUAGAAAACAGCUUAAACAAA
Messenger RNA from Oncorhynchus kisutch (coho salmon), 2923 nucleotides. RefSeq names its product LY6/PLAUR domain containing 6B (gene lypd6b). Gene Ontology annotation, molecular function: acetylcholine receptor regulator activity. The transcript has 5 exons. Bases 184 to 735 code for a protein of 183 amino acids. NCBI's taxonomy places the organism in Eukaryota, Metazoa, Chordata, Actinopteri, Salmoniformes, Salmonidae. The record is from RefSeq and is a predicted model, not a curated record.